AUGGCUAAUCAUUAUGAUGUUCCCAAUUGGGCGGGUAAACCUCCUGUAGGWUUACACUUGGACGUAUUAAAAGGAGACAAAUUAAUUCAAAAACUAAUGUUGGACCAGAAAAAAUGCUACUUAUUUGGACGUAAUGCACAAAUGAGUGACUUUUGUAUUGACCAUCAAUCAUGUUCAAGAGUUCAUGCUGCAUUUGUCUACCACAAACAUUUAAAUAGAGCAUUUUUAGUUGAUCUUGGAUCUACUCAUGGUACAUACAUUGGUAGCAUUAGAAUUGAAGCAGAUAAACCCACUCAAUUACCAAUUAACAGUCAAUUUCAUUUUGGUGCAUCUACUCGAACUUACAUUAUUCGAGAACGUCCCCAAACGACAUCAGCUUUUGGACCUCGUCCAAUAAUGGACCAAUUAGAGAGAGAAUCUGACCAUGCAUCUAGUUUAUUAGGAUUACCAGAAACGGAUCUUGAGCUUGAUAAUUUAACUGAAUUUAAUACGGCACAAAAUCGACGCAUUUCAAUGCUUGGUAUAUCAGAUGAUGCAUUAAAAACAAAACGAAAACGUACAAGAGGAGUCCAUUUCAAUGAAGAUGAGCAGAUAAUCAAUCCAGAAGACAUUGAUCCAUCAGUUGGUCGUUUCAGAAAUCUAAUUAGAACUACUGUCAUACCUAAUAAAAAAUUCAAAGAUGGUAUGGGUUUUGCUAUUGACCAAAAUAAUACCAAUGGUCAAAAUAAAAACUACAUGAAAAAUAUGAUUCCUGGUGCACAUUUACACAAUUCACUUUACAGUGAUAUCCCUGGUCCAGAUAGUGACAAUAAGCAGCAUGGUUUCUUAUCCUCCAUUGGUAAUCGUCUUGGUAUGAAUUUACCAAAUCCUGCACCAGAUGUAGAUAUUAACCCUAGUAUAGAAGAAAUAGCUGUUCCCAAUCCAGUAGUAUCUGAAAAGGUUGAACCUGUUUCAACAGAGCCUAAAAAGAAAAAAUAUGCAAAAGAAGCGUGGCCUGGAAAAAAAAAUGCACCUGCAUUGCUUGUCUAAAAAAUUUAUACGGUUUUUUUUACAUAAUAUCUGUAUGUUUUUCCUUAUACAAUUUGGUAAUUAAAUAUUAUCUUAUCGUUAAUUA
This is a messenger RNA of Diuraphis noxia (Russian wheat aphid), 1114 nucleotides long. RefSeq names its product nuclear inhibitor of protein phosphatase 1 (gene NiPp1). Lineage: Eukaryota; Metazoa; Arthropoda; Insecta; Hemiptera; Aphididae. Gene Ontology annotation, molecular function: protein binding. The record is from RefSeq and is a predicted model, not a curated record.